Messenger RNA from Ixodes scapularis (black-legged tick), 1889 nucleotides. RefSeq names its product fibrillin-2. The annotation marks the transcript as partial. Gene Ontology annotation, molecular function: calcium ion binding. The record is from RefSeq and is a predicted model, not a curated record. NCBI's taxonomy places the organism in Eukaryota, Metazoa, Arthropoda, Arachnida, Ixodida, Ixodidae. The transcript has 14 exons.
AUAUCGACGAAUGUGACACCAGUAACGGUGGAUGCCAGGAGGGCUGCGUCAAUCUGAUUGGUUCAUUCAGAUGUAAGUGCACGACAGCGGGCUCUUCAUUGGCUCCCGACGGGAAGAAAUGUGUAUAUGCGAAGGUGACACAGAGACCCUCAAAUCCCUGCGACGUUAACAACGGAGGCUGUUCCCACAACUGCACAUGGAAUGGUCGCAAAGUUAUAUGUUCUUGUCCUUCAGGAUUCUAUCACUACAAAAAAAUAUGCUUAGACAUCAAUGAGUGCAGACAUAAAAAUGGAGGCUGUCAGCAUCAGUGCUUCAACACGCUAGGAUCGCACGUGUGCAUAUGCUCCGAAGGAUAUGAGGUAGAUCCCGCAGACAAAAAGAAGUGCAGAGACGUCAGAGGAUGUUCGUACAACAAUGGAAAGGGUCCGUGUCAGGAACUGUGUACUCCUCUGCCUGGCAAAAAACAAAAGUGUUCUUGUUCAAGCCCCGGACUCAAGCUCGCCGAAAACGGGGCGUCGUGUGUCGAUAUUGACGAAUGCAGUGAUGGCAACUUCGGAUGUUCCCAUGUUUGUGAAAACGUUCAUGGUUCUGCGUACUGCUUAUGCCCGUCAGGACUGAAUUUAGCCGAUGAUAACAAGACUUGUAUUGCUUUAAAUGGGUGCUCGGGCAACGAUGGCAAAGGUCCAUGUCAGGAGCGUUGCACUCCUUCACCUAACAAUGGAUACAGCUGCUCUUGCAUAAGUCCCGGGACGGAGCUCUCGACCGACGGGGUUUCGUGCGACAAGUUGUCUGUUGUACCCGAGGACACGUAUGAGUAUAUCUGGCCGUCAAACUCAACUGGCUUUUCAAACAGCAGCGAUGGGAUUGAUGAUAUCGAGGGUUCUGGGAUGGAGAAGGAGACACCGUCCAAAAGCAAAGACGCGGAUCGCGUCACGCCGGAAUGUCCGAUAGGAUUUGCUCCAGUCAACGGCACAUGCGAAGAUAUCAACGAAUGCUCCUCCGGGACCAGCAACUUGUGUGCCCACAUCUGCAACAAGACCAUUGGAAGUUUUCGCUGUAGCUGCAGGGAAGGAUACACGUUGAGCGAGACUGGGACCGGCUGUGAAGACAUCGACGAGUGCUCCUCGCAUUCGACUCAUCCCUGCUCGAACAUCUGCAAAAAUACCCAAGGUAGCUACUACUGCGCAUGCUUCCAGGGAUACAAACUGGACGGAACUAGAAGAAAUUGCGUAGAUAUUGACGAGUGCUCGAUGGGCCGGCAUGGCUGCGGGGAUGUAUGCGAAAACGUUGACGGAAGUUACAGGUGCAAGUGUCAUCCAGGACGGAUUUCGCUCGGUGGAGGGCGUUGUCAAGACUGUCAAAAAAACACGUUCAAGGAUCCAAAGGGAGAGGCUUGCGUACGAUGCCCACCCAAUACCCACACGAUUGCUUCAAGAGCCGCUUCUGUCGACGACUGCGUGUGCGACGGCGGCUUCCGGAAAUCAUCGAACAGUGGACAAGGCUGGGAAGAUAUAAACGAGUGCGAUGAAAAAAUCCUCAACUGUUCCCACGAGUGCGUGAACACAAAUGGAAGUGCGUACUGUGGUUGUCCCUUCGGCCUAAAGUUGUCAGAUGAUGGCUUCACAUGCCGAGACGUCGACGAAUGCACCGAGACGCCGCAUGUAUGCAACCAGAUCUGCUCGAAUACGAUCGGAAGCUACGAUUGUUUUUGCAAAGCCGGGUACACUCUCUCCCUCCAUGAAAACUUCACGUGCGAAGAUGUGAAUGAGUGCACUCAGGGUACCCACAAUUGCAGUCAUAUCUGCACCAACUACGAUGGUGGUUAUUACUGCGAAUGUCCACUGGGAUACGAAAUGACCGGGGACCAGAGAUCAUGCGCAGGUGCGUGA